AUGUCUAAGAGAGGUCGUGGUGGUUCUUCGGGUGGUAAGUUCAGAAUCACGUUGGCUCUUCCCGUUGGAGCUGUUAUCAAUUGUGCGGAUAAUACGGGAGCCAAAAAUUUAUACAUCAUCUCUGUUCAUGGCAUUAAAGGUAGAUUGAAUAGAUUGCCUGCAGCUGGCAGUGGUGAUAUGGUUAUGGCAACAGUAAAAAAAGGCAAACCAGAACUUAGGAAAAAGGUAAUGCCGGCUGUUGUGGUACGGCAACGUAAAGCCAUAAGACGAAAAGAUGGGACCUUUUUAACAUUUGAAGAUAAUGCUGGUGUUAUAGUUAACAAUAAAGGCGAAAUGAAAGGUUCCGCCAUCACUGGACCUGUUGCCAAAGAAUGUGCUGAUCUCUGGCCACGUAUUGCGUCAAAUGCCAGUUGUAUUCAGUAG
This is a messenger RNA of Helobdella robusta, 423 nucleotides long. RefSeq lists its product as hypothetical. Lineage: Eukaryota; Metazoa; Annelida; Clitellata; Rhynchobdellida; Glossiphoniidae. The transcript is spliced from 5 exons. Gene Ontology annotation, biological process: translation. The record is from RefSeq and is a predicted model, not a curated record. Bases 1 to 423 code for a protein of 140 amino acids. Gene Ontology annotation, cellular component: ribosome; cytosolic large ribosomal subunit. Gene Ontology annotation, molecular function: large ribosomal subunit rRNA binding; structural constituent of ribosome.